This is a messenger RNA of Aegilops tauschii subsp. strangulata, 1363 nucleotides long. Its product is annotated as histone deacetylase HDT2. The record is from RefSeq and is a predicted model, not a curated record. Lineage: Eukaryota; Viridiplantae; Streptophyta; Magnoliopsida; Poales; Poaceae.
GAGGCCCCGCCCGGGCCCUUUAAAAAGGCUCCGCUCCAAACCCCUAGUCCAUUCCCAAAUCCAUCCCUCCGUCCGUCCGCCGGCUUAAACCCUAGACGACUAGACCUAGGGCUCCUCCGACCACCGCCGCCGGUUGCCAUGGAGUUCUGGGGCCUUGAGGUUAAGCCUAACCAGUCCGUCAAGGUUUCACCUGAUGACGAGCACUUCCUCCAUCUCUCCCAGGGUGCCCUUGGUGAAGUGAAGAAGGAUGACAAGGCAACCAUGUUCGUCAAGAUUGGCGACCAGAAGCUAGCCAUCGGGACCCUCUCUACUGACAAGUUCCCUCAGAUCCAGUUUGACCUCGUCUUCGAGAAGGAGUUUGAGCUCUCACACAAUUCCAAGACGUCCAGCGUCUUCUUCUCUGGCUACAAGGUCUUCCAGCCUGCCGAGGGAGAUGAGAUGGAUUUUGAUUCCGAGGACGAGUCUGAGGAGGAGGAGGAAGAGAAGAUCAUCCCAGCACUCACCAAGGAAAACGGCAAACCUGAAGCCAAGGAGCAGAAGAAGCAGGUUAAGAUUGACACUGCUGCACCUUCAAAGUCAAAGGCUGCUGCCAAGGAUGUGGGAAAAUCUAAGAAGGAUGAUGACAGCGAUGACGAUGAUGACAGUGAUGAGGAUGACAGCGAAGAUGACUCUGGUGAUGAUGGAGCAUUGAUUCCCAUGGAGGAUGAUUCUGAUGAUAGUGAGGAUGGUGAUGAUUCCUCUGAUGAUAGUGAGGAUAGCUCUGAUGAGGAGGAAGAAGAAACACCCAAGAAGCCAGAGACUGGGAAGAAGAGGGCGGCUGGAAGCGUGUUGAAGACCCCUGUUACUGACAAGAAGGCCAAGAUUGCAACACCGUCAGGCCAGAAGACAGGUGACAAGAAGGGAGCUGUCCAUGUGGCGACUCCUCACCCGGCCAAGAAGGCAGGCAAGACCCCGGCUACCAGCGAGAAGUCGCCCAAGUCUGGAGGGUCGGUCGCGUGCAAGUCGUGCAGCAAGACAUUCAACAGCGAGGGCGCUCUAGCUUCGCACUCCAAGGCCAAGCACGAGGCCAAGUGAAGAGGAGAGGAAGAUGUUGGCUGGCUGGCUGGCUCCAGUUACUAUUAUUUUGAUCUGUCUGUCCUAUGAGAUUAUUAUCGUUAUGCUGCUGUGUUAGGCUAUCUAUCCUUGUGUUGUCGUGUUCCCUACCUACCUAGCUAGCCUGAUCCUGAGGGAAGGGAAGGGAGAAACCGUUGAGCUGUUAGUGAUGAUGCGUUGGUUGUUGAAUCAAACAAAAAAGCCGCUGUGAUUCGGAAUUGGAAUUGGAAUUGGAUGGUGGAAUGCUAUGGUCAUCAUGGUUUUGAAUGAA